Anthostomella pinea is the source of this 714-nucleotide messenger RNA. The record is from the annotation of a GenBank genome assembly. Lineage: Eukaryota; Fungi; Ascomycota; Sordariomycetes; Xylariales; Xylariaceae.
AUGUCUUCUUUGCCAGUCCAACUUGCUUUUUGGCUCCUCGUUGCCACCAGCUGUCUUUCUAGCGCAGUUAUCCAGCGCCGUGCAGUCAUCUCUUCCGAUGCCGUCGUAGGCUUUGCACAGACGGUUCCAGAUGGCCUGCUCGGAACGUUGUAUCUCAAGUACAAGCCGUAUCUCUACGUUGUCAACGGUUGCGUUCCGUUCCCCGCUGUUGAUGCGGAGGGAAAUACGAACGGAGGCUUGGCGCCGACGGGCGCCUCGGAUGGCGAUUGUAGCAGCAGCACCGGGCAGGUCUAUUCACGCGCUGCCGCGUAUAAUGACGCUUAUGCGGUCAUGUACGCCUGGUACUGGCCCAAAGACGAGCCUUCAGAUGGCAUCGGUCACCGUCAUGACUGGGAAGGCAUCGUCGUCUGGCUCUCCUCCAAUUCAACCUCAGCGACGCUGCUUGGCGUCGCGGCCUCGGCUCACGGCGACUUCAGCACGGAAACGGACCCAGCAAUCAGUGGCAGUGGGCCUCUGAUUCGUUAUCAAAGCGAGUGGCCGUUGGAUCAUUCGCUGGGCUUUACGUCGACGGUGGGCGGGCAGCAGCCGCUGAUUGCGUGGGAGUCGCUGACCGAUGCGGCGAGAACGGCGCUUGAGAAUACGGAUUUUGGGUCCGCGAACGUGCCGUUCAAGGAUGCAAAUUUCGCGAAUAAUUUGGAAAAGGCGAUACUUUGA